CGGGCGGCUCCCCGCGGCCGCCCCCGCGCCCCGGGCGCCGGGCCUUAGUGCUGGCUGAGGAGGCGGCGCGCGCGGGGCGGCCGGGCGGCGGCGGCGGGGCCCGUGCCGUCAUGCCGUGGCUGAGCGGCGGCCGGCGGCGGCGGCGGGGAGAGCCGCGGGAGGCUCCGCGGGAGCCGCAGCCGCCCGCGCAGCCCGCUCGGGAGCCGCCGCCGCCCGCGCCCCCUGCCGCGGCCCCCGCGCCCUCCGCGCCCUCCGCGCCGCCGCCGCCGCGGGCCCGGGAGAGCGCCGAGCUGCCGCUGCCCGCCGGCUGGGAGGAGGCGCGCGACUACGACGGCCGCGUCUUCUACAUCGACCACAACACGCGCCAGACGUCGUGGAUCGACCCGCGCGACCGGAUAACAAAGCCAUUGACCUUUGCCGAUUGUGUUGGGGAUGAACUUCCUUUAGGAUGGGAAACUGUAUAUGAUAAGCAAAUUGGAAUUUAUUACAUGGACCACAUAAAUAAGCUUACCCAGAUUGAGGAUCCCAGAGAACAGUGGAGGCGAGAGCAGGAACGGAUGCUGAAGGAGUAUUUGAUCGUGGCCCAGGAGGCUCUCAAUGCCAAGAAAGAAAUCUACCAGAUUAAGCAGCAGCGGUUCGAGCUGGCCCAGGAGGAAUACCAGCAGCUGCACAAAAUGUGUGAGGACGACAGCCGCUCGUACGCUAGCUCCUUCUCUGGAUAUUCAACAAAUACAAAGUACGACCCAUACCAAAUUAAAGCAGAAAUAGCAAGUCGUCGGGAUAGGCUUUCCAGAUUAAAACGAGAGCUGACCCAGAUGAAGCAAGAACUGCAGUACAAGGAAAAGGGGGUGGAGACCUUGCAAGAGAUUGAUCGUAAGAUGUCAAGCACUCACACCAACUACAAGCUGGAUGAGGCACAGGCCAUAAUGAGUGAGCUCCGGACCAUCAAGAAAGCCAUUUGCACAGGCGAGAAGGAGAGGCGGGACCUGAUGCAGAGCCUGGCCAAGCUGACCGACGGCUUCAGGAAUAGCUUUUCUCUCACCGACCCUCUGCCGGAGUUCCCUCACAAUCCAGGUGUGCUUGGCGAUUCUUUACCUCAACAGUUCUGCGACGCUGGGUCUCAGACCGACAUCGUUGGAGAGUUUGUCUUUGAUGAUAAGACAAGACUUGUAGACCGAGUCAGGCUUAAUUGGCAGUAUGAGGAAGCCAGAAAGAGGGUGUCGACCAUCCAGCAGCAGCUGGCCCAGCUUGACAACGAGUCCUGGCCGGGUUUGGCCGAGGCCGACAGGGACCGGCUGCAGCUCAUCAAGGAGAAAGAGGCCCUGCUUCAGGAGCUGCAGCUCAUCGUUCAGCAGCGGAGGCCGGCGGAAGACGUGGCCCGGCUGGAGGAGGAGCGGAGGCGCCUGGAGGAGGAGAUCCAGCGCGCGCGGGCCACAUCCGUGCAGGGCGCCACGGAAAGGAUUCUCCUUCAGGAAAAAAGAAACUGUCUGCUUAUGCAGCUCGAAGAGGCUACCCGCCUAGCGUCCUAUCUCCAGUCCCAGUUAAAAAGCCUGUCUGCCAGCACCCUGACCGUGUCUUCGGGGAGCAGCCGCGGGUCCCUGGCCUCCAGCCGGGGCUCGCUCGCCUCCAGCCGCGGUUCCCUGAGCUCCGUCAGCUUCACGGACAUCUACGGCCUCCCGCAGUACGAGAGGCCGGACGCCGAGUGCGGCCAGCUUCUGCGCUUUGACCUCAUCCCCUUCGACUCCCUGGGACGAGACGCCCCCUUCUUCGAGCCCCCCGGCCCCUCGGGCUUCCACAGGCAGAGGCGCUCCCUGGACACGCCGCAGUCCUUGGCGUCGCUGUCCUCCCGCUCCUCCCUGUCCUCUCUGUCGCCCCCGAGCUCGCCCUUGGACACGCCCUUCCUCCCGGCCUCGCGCGACUCGCCCCUGGCCCAGCUGGGAGACAGUCUCGAGGUGCCCGGCCUGGGCGCGCUCGACAGACUGCGGGCUCAGGCCUCGGCUUUGGGGGACGAAGACUCGCAGGGCACGGCGUCCCUCCAGCCGCACGGCUUCCCCGGGGAUGGGGAAGGACCUCGCGAGCGAGGACCCCAAGCGGCUGCCGCUCCCGUGGGCGCAACGGUGACUCUUCGAGAGGACAGUGCCACGAGGUUGGAGAGGAGAGCACGCCAUGUGUCUGCAUGCCUGUCCGAUUAUUCACUGGCGAGCGAUAGUGGAGUAUUUGAGCCUCCAGCCAAAAGGAGUGAAGAUACCGAGGAGUCUGCACACGGAGACGCUUGUGGUAACGAAGGGCCCCAGAUCCACGUUGGAUUCUUGCUCGACACCGCCAGCGAAUGUCUUCUCGUGAAUGUGUUCCAACUAAAGAAUUUUGCGGGGCUGGUCAUGAAGGAGGACUGCAAAGUACACAUCCGAGUCUAUUUGCCGCCGAUCGACUCCGGCACACCAAACACUUACUGCUCUAAGGCUCUGGGAUUCCAGGCCCCCCUGGUAUUUAAUGAAAUUUUCAGAAUCCCCGUGCAUUCAAGCAUGUUGACGUUGAAGUCACUUCAACUGUAUGUGUGCUCAGUGAAUCAGCAGCUACAGGAAGAACUGCUGGGCAUCGCUCAGAUCAACUUGGCCGACUACGACGGGUCCGGCGAGAUGCAGCUGCGCUGGUACGCGGUGCAGGUGUUCGGCAGCUGCGGGCCGCCCGGGCCGGGGGCCGCCGCCAGGGACCCCGCGCUGGCCGUCGCCGGGAAGACGGACGCGGUGACGGCGCUGCUGGCCAGGACCACUGCCCAGCUGCAGGCCGUGGAGCGUGAGCUGGCCGAGGAGCGCGUGAAGCUGGAGUACACGGAGGACGAGAUCCUCGAGAUGGAGCGGAAGGAGGAGCUGGCCGAGGCCGUGUCCGAGAGGAGCUGGCAGGCCGACUCGGUGGACAGCGGCUGUAGCAGCUGCGCCCAGACCAGCCCCCCGCACCCCGAGCCCUGUUGCGUCGGCGCCGACCCCAUCCGUGGACACACGUUUGCCGGCCAGGCAGACCCUUACAGCCCCGAGAAGUUUCAGCCUCCACCUCGUAAGGUUGAUAAAGAAACCAACACAGAAGAUGUGUUCCCAGAAGAAGUCGCGAGUCUUCCGAAGGAGAGGCCCGGCCGCAGGGCCCGUGGGUCGCCUUUUGUCCGGAGUAGCACAAUUGUCCGUUCGCAGACCUUCUCCCCCGGAGCACGAAGCCAGUAUGUUUGCAGACUUUAUCGUAGUGACAGCGACAGUUCGACCCUGCCCCGGAAGUCCCCCUUUGUCCGAAACACCUUGGAAAGACGAACGCUUCGCUAUAAGCAGCCCUGCAGGGCCUCCCUGGCUGAGCUCAUGGCCCGCACGUCCUUGGACCUGGAGCUGGAUCUCCAGGCCUCGAGAACGCGGCAGCGGCAGCUGAACGAGGAGAUCUGCGCCCUGCGCGAGCUGAGGCAGCGGUUGGAGGACGCGCAGCUUCGAGGCCAGACCGACCUCCCGCACUGGGUGCUGCGCGACGAGCGGUUCCGGAGCCUGCUGAAGGAAGCCGAGAGGCAGACGAGACAGACCAAACUUGACUUCCAUCAAGAACAGGCAGCUGAGAAGAUGCUGAGGAAGGCCUCCAAGGGGGUCUGCCAGCUGCGAGGGCAGAACCACAAAGAGCCCGUCCAGGUGCAGACCUUCAGGGAGAAGAUAGCAUUUUUCACAAGACCAAGGAUUAACAUACCUCCUCUGCCUGCCGACGAUGUUUGAUACAGUGCUUUGUACACAUGAAGUAUUUAUCUGCCUGUUUUAUUUUCAUGAAGUUCUUAGACUAGCUACAUUUGUCUUUAAAAUAUUUGUGCAAAGCUAUUAAUAUACACCUUUUGUAAAAAAAAAAAAAAAACCCCACAUCUAUAUCUAUACAUAUAUAUUUUAUAAUAGUGACGGCAACAGGGCUUGGCUUUCCCUCGUUGUGAAAUUGACAUCUCUGAAGACAGGUUAUUUUAUAAAAGAUCAACUAUCAUGUUAAGAGUGUACAGUUUUUACGCUGUUUUAUUUGACUUAAAGGCUGGAAGACAGAAACAAAGUGAGUUCAGGCAAAUUCACUGUAUUGUAAUUUAUUUAUAGUACUUUUUUUUUCCUUGAAGGAAAAUACUGACGUUCAGAUGUAUUUUAAGACUAAAAUUGUGUGCUUCAGUAUUUGUCAUGCAGUAGAACGGAACUUUGGGGCCGGUUUUGUUUCUGACACCCAAAACGCAAACACUCUGUGCUCAAUCCAUCGCUUGUAGCCGUCUCUCGCGUGUCUUCGUGCCCGGCGUGCACGCUGCGGUGGCCCAGGGCCGGGUCACACGCCGUGCGGGCACCGCAGAGCUGUCUCCCGUGCGCAGUGCGCGCCACGAGCCUCCCGUCCUGCCGUCUCUCCGCGCAUCCCCGUGCGUCCCCCCCCCCCCCGCCCCCCCCCGUGAGUCUGACGCGGGCCCCGAGCCCCGGCAUCCUGGCCUCUAGCCUGCCUGUCCGUGGUGGCUGCCCGUGGUGGCUGUCCGCAGGCAGCCCCGCCUUCUGGGUCCGCUCCCCCUGACCUUGGCCUCCGAGGCGGUUGUGGAGCUCCUGCGCUACCACCGUGCCGCGAAGGGAAGUGACGGGAACCGGGAACGCGCGUGCUCGCAGACUCCGUGAAUCCACGGAUGGACGCGGCGGUUAUGACGUAGAAGUGACGGCCUCGGAAGGCGCUUUUUUUGUGGAAGGAAGUGUGUGUGGGUAACGACGAUUACCCAGUGGGUCUCUUACAGGAGAGUAUUUGAUUUAAAUCAAAACCCGCCCCCCUCCCAGUCCUGGACUCUACCCAAUAUUUCUUAAGAAAUCUUAGAAGUAGUUCACGAGGCAAAAAAAAAAAAAAUUUAUGUAAUAAAAAUAUACCAAUAUUCUUUUAAAAUGCCAAAUGAUAUAAAUAUUUCGCCUAAUACAUAUUUAUUAUCUAUGAAAUGCACUCUCCUUUACGAGGCCUCAGAGAAGUAAACGAGGUGGGUCACAUGGAACGUAAAAAGAAAACAGAACUCUCUUCCUAGGUCUUUCUGCCUCUCCCUGGGAAAUGCCCCGCCCCCUCUAAUCAGUGUCUCGCCCUUCUCAUUAGUCUGUAACCGCCCCCUCGUGUAACCUGCCUGCCUUUUUACAUUUGUUAAAAAUGAAUUUUGUAAAAGCAUUUCGUUGACACAGACCCGUCACAGACAGUGGCGUUUGUCAGUGGUGCUGGGACUGAAGAUCGUGCGUUCGCAGCGCCCAGCUCUUGCUCUGUAUUUCCGCCUCGAGUCUCGCUUUUUUUUUUUUUUUUUUUUUUUUUUUUUUUGCUAAUUUCUCUGUGUACAUAACCCACCACAGAGGCAGAGACGCGCAGACCAUCAGUCCUUGCCAGAACCGCCCGGCCGCAGAUGGCGCGGCUGAGCAGGUGACACCGGGGGCCGGCCCCCAGCUGUGGAGACUCUCAGCUCCAGCGGAGAACCGCCUGCCUCCGGACUUGGGUGUGUGGAGGGCACGUCACGCCCGUCUCGGGCACACCGCUCCCUGGCCGUGCAAAUGUGUCCUGGAGGCACUGCCUGGCCGCUGCUCCUCAGCGGCUGCCACACGCAGCUCUCUCCGCGGGAGGGGGGCCUCGGGGGGCUUUUCCGGCACCCUCCAUCAAGUAGCAACGUGGGGAAAACCCCCUGUGCCAAUGCAGAAGGCCCUCACCCCAGGGCUUUCACACAACUCUCACUGCCCGGCAUAUGCAGGUUUCUGUUGGGAGUGCGCCCGCACCCCAGGGUUGGUCAUUUGUUUUUUCAAUCCCUAUUCCGGUGCCAGUCCAAGGGGUGCUUGCGUCUGUCACCUCUCCAGUUACUUCUCCCGCGUCCCUGCGAGAGUCCGCCUUUGCACCUGAACGGUACCAGAGUGCGCCAGGAAGGAAAAGCCAGCCAGAUGAAGGAGGUGGAGGGUGAGGGGCCGGAAAGGGCACAGGGACGGCGACAGAGACCAGCCCAGCUGGCAGGUGGACAGGAAGCACCAUCACUGGCUUGUCUCUCGUGACCUGGGUUUCCAGCUUCUUUCUAGUUAAGACUGCCACCCCCUAGAAAACCCCCACGCGCCAGAAAACUGAAGGCCUGUUGUCGUAAGGGGUGUUCUCAUCUUCUGUUUGAACUUGACCAUGACCGUGCCGUGGGAUGAGAAAGCUGCCGUGUUUUAUCAGCAGGUCUGGUCCAGAGACGAUCCGAAGUCUGCCACCAGGGCUCUUUAGAAACAGCACGACGAGUAAAAGGGAAUUUGGUCUUCGUGUCACCUGAUCACAGAAUUGUCACUGCUGAAAUAACCUUCUGUCGUGGGAAUAAGUUAUAAUCAGUACUCAUCUCUGUUUUUGUCACUGUUCCCUACUUGCAUUGUUUGUAUUGUUGGAAAGUAUUCCUCCUAUAAAAUUAAACUAACCUGCCUUAAGAACA
Molecule: messenger RNA, 6430 nt
Organism: Leopardus geoffroyi (Geoffroy's cat)
Lineage: Eukaryota; Metazoa; Chordata; Mammalia; Carnivora; Felidae
Gene: WWC3
Product: WWC family member 3
Exons: 23
Coding region: 111-3737 (1208 amino acids)
Biological process (GO): cell migration; regulation of DNA-templated transcription; negative regulation of organ growth
Cellular component (GO): cytoplasm
Molecular function (GO): kinase binding; molecular adaptor activity
Source: RefSeq, a predicted model, not a curated record